This is a messenger RNA of Plectropomus leopardus (leopard coralgrouper), 923 nucleotides long. Lineage: Eukaryota; Metazoa; Chordata; Actinopteri; Perciformes; Serranidae. The record is from RefSeq and is a predicted model, not a curated record.
GGGCACGCGGAUAAAGAGGGAACAUCUCAAAGCUGAUUGCUUUAGGGACUCUUUUUCUUUUUGGAGGGAGGGAAAACAAAAAGUGGAAUCUCACUGCCAUGACGGGGAAGGAGGGAGUUGUGCUCUCAGACACAGAGAAUAAACAAAAAUCCGCCUCACAAACCAGCGUGAACCACGGGGGACCCCAGCAGCCGCCUCCAGUCUGGAAGAUGGCCCCCACGGUGCACCGGCGCACCGGCUUCGGGAUCCAGGAGCUGCUCGGCCUCAACAAAGAGCCGCCGGCGGCGCCGAGGCGGCCGCUGGAGGCUCUGCCGCACAGCGCGCACGUCCUGGCCGCCAGGUCGGCCCUCGGACACGGGGGCCUCGGUAUGGGUUUGUUGGGACCGGAGGGAAUACACUCGUUUUACAGUCAGCCGGCGUUUCUGGAGGUACUAGCAGAGGCGCAAAAUGUGCACCUGCAGCCGCUGCACCGCGCAACGCACAUGGACACACAGAUGGAUGCGCAACACUCCGCGAGCUCCGAUUCCGAUGACAUGAGUCUAUCAUCCGGCGAUCAGAAGUUCUCUAAAUCAUCAAUGAGUCAAAGCAAGAAACGAAAGAAAAGACGACACAGAACCAUUUUCACUUCCUAUCAGCUGGAGGAGCUGGAGAAAGCUUUUAACGAAGCUCACUAUCCGGACGUGUAUGCCCGAGAGAUGCUCUCCAUGAAGACGGAGCUCCCAGAGGACAGAAUACAGGUUUGGUUUCAGAACCGCAGGGCCAAGUGGAGGAAGAGGGAGAAGUGCUGGGGUCGCAGCAGCGUGAUGGCAGAGUACGGCUUGUAUGGAGCCAUGGUCCGUCACUCUAUCCCACUGCCUGAGUCCAUCCUCAAGUCAGCAAAGGAGGGCGUCACAGACUCUUAUGCUCCAUGGUUACUAGAGUGA